UCGACAUGUGGUCAGGACUCUUCAUGUUGCUCGUCUUGAGCACCAUCAUGACGGUCGCUUCCUUUCUCGCUGGAUCCUUACCACUAUCCUUCUCCCUCUCUCAACGCCAGCUUCGAUUGACGACAGCAAUUGGUACCGGUGUCCUCGUAGGGACCGCCCUCAUCGUCAUCAUUCCGGAGGGCAUUGAAACAUUGUACAGUGCCCGCGAGGUCGGAGGCCACACGCACGCAACACGAUCACUCUCCUCAGAGCCCAGAAGUCACAACGAACUGAAUGGUCUGUCCCCUCUCGACCUGUCACGUCGAGACUAUCCAUCUGUCGGUUUGCAUACUAGAGAUACAGACUUGACUGGACCCGACGAUGGACGCCCAGAGGAUGGACAACCCCUUCAGCAAGAGCCUUCUCACAAAGCAGAAGAACACAAAUCAGAGGACCACGAUGAUUGGGAGCCGCAUGCCUGGAUCGGUGUUUCUCUAGUCUCGGGCUUUGUCUUGAUGUACCUGAUCGACCAACUGCCUCGUCAUGCGGCAGCUUCGUCCCAACCACAGAGAUUCCAUAUAGCACUGGAUCGCUUCAACCUUCAGAGAUCUACAAACCAACCUUCCGAGGCAGAAGAUCCAGAUGGUCCACCACCCGAUCCUAUGCAGCAAUCACGCCCUUCCUCAACCACUGUGGGUCUGGUCAUCCAUGCUGCCGCAGAUGGUAUCGCUCUUGGAGCCUCGUCAACUGCUUCGUCGCGAAGACUAGGGUUCAUCGUCUUUGUGGCCUUGAUGAUACACAAGGCUCCUGCAGCGUUUGGUUUGACUUCGGCGUUGCUCAAACAAGGCCUUUCCAAGAGAAGAGCACGAAACCAUCUUGUUGUGUUCAGCUUGGCUGCACCGAUCGGCGCCUUGUUGACCUGGGCUCUUGUCAACAUAUUCGAAGGAGGCAUUGGCCAGAACGAACAUGGCACUCGUUUCUUCACCGGUUUGCUGUUGUUGUUUUCGGGGGUACCUUCUUCAAUGCAUGCCAUGCAAGACACAAAACACGGCCACGACAUGGGAAAUGCCAGUCCUAACGGCUAUGGCGACUCGAAUGUGUACGAUGGCUACCAGCCCACAUCGAACAAACAUGAGAGUCCUGUGCUCAGUGACACGCUGGCUGUAGUAGGUGGGAUGUUGCUUCCGCUCUUGACACAGGUAUUUGGACAUGGCCAU
This is a messenger RNA of Aureobasidium uvarum, 1196 nucleotides long. Lineage: Eukaryota; Fungi; Ascomycota; Dothideomycetes; Dothideales; Saccotheciaceae. The record is from the annotation of a GenBank genome assembly.